Messenger RNA from Ictalurus punctatus (channel catfish), 2874 nucleotides. RefSeq names its product potassium voltage-gated channel, shaker-related subfamily, member 10a (gene kcna10a). Gene Ontology annotation, cellular component: voltage-gated potassium channel complex; membrane. Bases 1 to 1713 code for a protein of 570 amino acids. The record is from RefSeq and is a predicted model, not a curated record. Lineage: Eukaryota; Metazoa; Chordata; Actinopteri; Siluriformes; Ictaluridae. Gene Ontology annotation, molecular function: protein binding; delayed rectifier potassium channel activity. The transcript has a single exon. Gene Ontology annotation, biological process: potassium ion transmembrane transport; protein homooligomerization.
AUGACUGUCCAAGCUGAGAGGAUGGAGGUGGCAUUAGUUGACUUUGAGAAGUUAGAAAACAUGAAAAGUAAUGUAGAUGACCCAGAUUACUCCAAUGACAAAGCAGCUUUGACUGUAGAUCUACCAGAAAGGGGGCUGGGCUUCAAUGUCAACCAUAUCAUGUGUACCGCAAAUAUCCCUUCCUACCAAGAGAAAAGUCAGAUUAUUGGGGAGCCACAGUCCCCCUCCAUACCAUCCCCAACAACAAGAGGGAGUCCUAGCUGUGCUAGCCUGAUAUCCAACUGGAAAAUGUUACUAAACAUGGAAGGCUCUCAGGGCGAUAGCAUAUUCAACAAACUGGCCAAAGAAUGCUAUGAGGAUCUAUUUGUGGACAAGAAAGACAUCGAGGAUGGUGAGCAGAAAGUCAUUAUCAACAUUGCUGGUCUUCGUUUUGAAACACGACGCAAGACCUUGGACCAGUUCCCUGAUACUUUGCUGGGAGAUCCCUUGAAAAGAAUGGACUAUUUUGAUCCAACGAGAAAUGAAUAUUUCUUUGAUCGUAAUCGUCUGAGCUUUGAUGGAAUUCUGUACUAUUACCAGUCAGGCGGGAAGAUCCGCAGACCUGCAAAUGUUCCCUUUGAUGUUUUUGCAAAUGAGAUCAUUUUUUAUGAGCUGGGAAGUGAUGUCAUGGAGCAGUUCCGUGUAGAAGAAGGAUUUAUCAAAGAACCAGAGGUUCCUCUACCAUCCAAUGAGAUCUACAGACAAUUCUGGUUGCUCUUUGAGUAUCCUGAGAGCUCCAAUGCAGCUCGUGGAGUUGCUCUGGUCUCACUUAUUGUCAUUAUUGUCUCCAUCAUCACCUUUUGCAUGGAGACCCUUCCCGAGUUUCGUGAUGACUUUGAGGUCUUUCAAGCCAUGGGUAUUCCAAUCAAUCGUACAAAGGGUGCUGGAUUUCCCUCAAUCUCUUCAUCAAGUGCCAGUUCCAAAACCAUUAGCACCACUGUCACUGACCCUUUCUUCAUCAUUGAGACAGCCUGCAUCAUCUGGUUUGUCUUUGAGAUUGCUGUCCGCUUCCUGGUUUGCCCAAGCAAACGCAAGUUCUUUAACAACAUCAUGAAUGUUAUUGACCUCAUCUCGAUCAUCCCAUAUUUUAUCACUGUCAUAACUGAACUAGCAACCGUGACCAAUACUAACACCGGAGGACAGAGCAUGUCCCUGGCUAUUCUUCGAAUAAUCAGGUUAGUGAGAGUCUUCAGGAUCUUUAAGCUAUCACGUCACUCCAAAGGUCUUCAGAUUUUGGGUCAGACACUCAAUGCCAGCAUGAGGGAGCUGGGCUUACUUAUUUUCUUUCUCUUCAUCGGAGUUAUACUCUUCUCCAGUGCCAUCUACUUCGUUGAGGUGGAUGACCCCAACACACACUUCAGUAGCAUCCCUGAUGGAUUCUGGUGGGCCGUUGUCACCAUGACCACAGUGGGAUAUGGAGACAUGUGUCCCAUUACGUUGGGAGGGAAAAUAGUCGGCACUUUAUGUGCCAUUGCCGGGGUUUUGACCAUUGCGUUGCCCGUGCCUGUCAUCGUGUCCAACUUCAACUAUUUCUACCACCGGGAAACGGAGCAGGAGGAAAAGAAACCGAUAUCUGAAGAUUCUCAAAAAUUAGGGAGCGUCACAAACCAUGGCAGCAACUCGUCUCUGAAUAAGAUCAAUGAAGACUCUGAAGGUAGAAAAACAAAAUACUAAAACACUAUGUUGACUUUUAUGCUAGAACAUUUCAGUUAGUAUUAUUUUUGACUGCUCUCUGAAAGACGUUGAAUGUAUUUGAAAUAAUCUGUGGCAGGACUUAAUGAAUGCUUUUCCAGUAAUGGCAGAUUUUAGGCUCACACACCAAAACAUCUCAUAAUCCCAUAUAGAUGCUACCUCAUGAAGCCACUAUCUGCAAUUCCUAACAACAUACCAUAUAUAAUUAGUCACAGUGCAACAAAGUAUAAGUAUAUAUAAUUAUAUACUUGUUAGAAAGCAAAUACAAUUUAAGCACUGUGAAACAAACUUGAUAGAUUUAUUAAUAUCUGGUAUUUACUUGCCAUUGUACUACAUCAGUGACUCAGCACUUCAACACAUUCAAGUCUUUUGGGCUAAGUUCACAUUACAAGCUUUUUUUUUUUUUUUUGCACAAUACAGAUUUUAUACUCAGAUUGGGUCUGUCUAUAUUGAUGACUCACACUUGUAACCACAACUGACUCAUACCUGUCUUUAAUUUGAAUGCACCUGUCCCCCAAAUCUCAAGUAAACCACCAAUUUCCCCAUCCUUCCACAUACUAUUGUCACUGUCCUAGCUGUCCUCUAUGGCUAUAUUAGUGCGCUGCCGACACUAGAAGAUGGCGAUGACAGUGAUAUGCGCCUUUGCGUUAGAAAAAAGUCGCAUUACAUACGAUAUGACGUAUCAUUUCCUUUACGUUGCACGGUCACAUAUGUGGUCUGAUAUGUAUCCAACCAAUACAAUGCUCAGGUCUGAUUUGCAAAAGUCAGAUUUUUGUGUCCAUACAGUCCUGGAAAAAUCAGAUCGGAUUUGUAUGACUUCAACCUUGUAAGGCCAACUCACUCUUCGAAUCAUACUAUACCGUAUAUUUUAAAUAGCACUUAUAUACCAAUGUAUGGUAAUUUUCUAAGACAGUAAAAUGAAAAAUCUUUAUGUUAGUUUGUCAUUGAAACAGUACAAAAAAUAUAUAAAUAUGUAAAUAUAUCUGGGGAAAAAAGUAAAUGUAUUCAUUGACUUCCCUUUAUUUUCGUCUUGCUGAAUUCCACUGGCCGCCAUCUUAAGGGCUGGUUCACGACGUUUAUCGGCAUGAACUGUAUACUCAUUGUAUACAUCAGGAAGACAACUUACCCACGAUGCAUUUCUAC